Prorocentrum cordatum is the source of this 1548-nucleotide messenger RNA. The record is from the annotation of a GenBank genome assembly. Lineage: Eukaryota; Dinophyceae; Prorocentrales; Prorocentraceae.
GCCGAGGCGGAGCGCCUGGAGCAGGCGCGGCGGGCGCGGGCGGCUUCCUGGCGCUGCCAGCGGGGGCCGCAGCGGCGCUGCCUGCGCCUCCUGCGGGAGUCGGCCGCGGUCGAGGCGCGGGCCGAGGCAAGGCGAAGGCGAAGGCCAAGGCCAUCGGACGUGGACGUGGUGGAGCUGCAGCUGCCGGAGUCACGGCUGGAACACCUCCCGCUGGAGGCGCGGCCGCAGUGGCUGGGGGUGCUGCAGUGGCCCCCCCUGCCGGAGGCGGCGGAGCGGCAGCCGCUGGAGGCGCUGCUGGAGGCGCUCGCAGGCGCGGUGGAGCUCGAGGAGGCGGCGCUGGAGCGGCCGCCGCGGCAGGAACGGCUGCAGGAGGUGUACCCGCGGGGGGAGCCGCAGGCGGUCCGCCCGUGGGGCCGGUGGCUGGCGCUGUCGGGCCCUUGGGAGGCUUGGUGCCCGUCGCAGGUGCUGCAGGGCCCCCUGCUGGCCUCGGAGUCGCCGCCGCUGGAGCUGCAGGGGCUCCAGGGCCACCACCUGUUGCUGCUCUCGGGGCCCCUGGCGGAGCUGCAGGGCUCGGAGGGCUCGUACCACCAGGCCUUGGCGGUGGCGCGGCCGCUGUCGUGGGUCACGGCGCCCCCGCGGGCGGAGCAGCUGCUGGCGCCGUGCCAGGUCUCCCCCCUGGCGCUUUGGGCAUCGGGGGCGUUGGAGGCGCUGGGGCCUGGAUGCGUGCUGGAGGGCGUGACGCUGGACAACUUCGGGAGCGCGGCUGGAACUGCCCUCUUUCAGGUGCAGAGUGCGUGGCCUGGCGACGGCAUGGGCUGCUUCGUGGAGGCGGCGUUCAUGGGCUGCAGCAGCGUGCCCCUGUGGCCCAUGCUGGCUGGUAGCUUCACCAGCUUGGGAGGCGCAGUGCUGCAUCUGUGCACGCAGCAAACGGGCGUGUGUGCUGGCCUAGUCCAGUGGCCGCAGAGGUCGGUGCUGCACGUGGAGACCUACCGCAUGUGUCCUGCGGCUCAGCCCACGCCCGCGGAUCUGCAGAAGAAGAUCGCGGAGCUCAAGAGGCGCCUGCAUCAGAAGCGGAGCAUCGGCGAGACGUUGACGGACCGCGCCGAGGUACCUGGCGCGUUACUCUCCAGCGGGAUGGAACAUAUCAUGAAGUAUAUUGCGCGGCGUGGGGGGGCGGACAGUCAAGGAAGCCUGGGCGAGCUUGCAGCGUCAGUGGUGCAGUACAUCACCAGCGUCUGGCACGGUCACCAUCCUCAGAGCGAGAUGGGAGUCAGGAGCGUGCGCGAGAUGAGGACAGUCGGCGAGUGCCUCGACGCUCUGCUUCGAGGCGAGCUGGACCAUCUCGGAGAUCUCCUCAUGCAGAGGCUGAAGGCGAUCGAGCAGGCCACGAGGGACGGACACUGGCAGGUGGCGCAGCACCUCGAGCUUUGCGACGACCUGGGAGCGGGGCUCGCGAGGCAGGAGGAGGUGCACGACGCGGCGAGCAAGCACAGGAGGAUGCACGGCCUAGCGGAGAGCUUGGCCAAGGCCAAGAAGGGCGGCGGCAAC